Molecule: messenger RNA, 645 nt
Organism: Penicillium maclennaniae
Lineage: Eukaryota; Fungi; Ascomycota; Eurotiomycetes; Eurotiales; Aspergillaceae
Exons: 1
Coding region: 1-645 (214 amino acids)
Source: RefSeq, a predicted model, not a curated record
AUGCCGACUCAAUUUCAAGUCUCCGAAGAGUCCCUCGGUCACCAUUAUAGUGUGGUCAUGACCGACGAUCAAGGGGGCGAACAUCAUUUCUAUAUAGAAAAUGCCCCAGGGGUUUCGGAGAAGGCGGAUCUCACGUUCUACGAUGGUGAUGACUGUACCGGUCCCCUCAUUGGACUCUCCAAGUUCCCGCGCGUUACGAAGAACUGCAAGGUCAGAUUAGUGGACGAGCUCUCCACGGAGGACUGGGUACCUGUGAGGAAGAAAGGGUUCAUGACGACGAAAUACACCUUUCGAAUUCCCGCCGGACAUACGCAGGGGCUUUUCACGUGGAAGAAGACACGGUCAAUGGGCAGGGGCUCCAGUCUGUAUGGUAACAUGAAGUUGGUGAAUGAGCAGAGUCACGAUGUUCUUGCCGUCUUCUCUUCGGAUCCUUUUUCGAUAGUCACCGGUCAACUUGAUAUGUAUCAAGAUCACGGGGACUCAUUCGAUCGAUGGGCGCUGAUUACUGGGAUGGCUGUGCGAGAGAAACAGCGGCGUCAUACCAUUGAUGCGGUGAGGUCGAAGGAUAGUGUGUACACUGUGGGUGCAAUGGGUGGUCUAGGAAUGGGUGGAAUGGGUGCCAUGGGCGGUGGUGGAGGGUGCUAG